AUGGCGGCGAGCAAAGCCUCCCGCGUAGGCGAAGAAAUAUGGAAGACGCGCAUCGACAAAGUCAACGCCGAACUCGUAACCCUCACGUACGGCACCAUCGUAGCCCAGCUCUGCAAGGACUUUGACAAUGACUACGCCGAGGUGAAUAAGCAACUGGACAAGAUGGGCUACAACAUUGGCCUACGCCUAAUAGAAGACUACCUCGCCAAGUCGAACACCAUGAAGCGGUGUGCAAACUUUAGGGAAACUGCCGACAUGAUUGCAAGAGUCGGCUUCAAAAUAUUCCUCAACAUCACACCCCAAAUAACCAACUGGACCUCCGACAAUAACCAGUUCUCGCUGCUAUUCGACGAGAAUCCCUUUGCCGACUUUGUCGAGCUCCCGGAUGACGGGCGAGCCCAGGACGAACUUUGGUACUCGAAUAUCCUGUGCGGCGUGCUGAGGGGUGCUUUGGAAAUGGUACAGAUGCAGGUGGAAGCGCAUUUUAUCAGCGAUGUGCUGCGGGGAAAUGACACUACUGAAAUGAGGGUUUCGUUGGUGCGCUAUAUUGAUGACGAACUGCCCCCUGAAGAUGAUUGA
This is a messenger RNA of Metarhizium brunneum ARSEF 3297, 579 nucleotides long. The record is from RefSeq and is a predicted model, not a curated record. NCBI's taxonomy places the organism in Eukaryota, Fungi, Ascomycota, Sordariomycetes, Hypocreales, Clavicipitaceae.